Salvia hispanica is the source of this 1508-nucleotide messenger RNA. Its product is annotated as putative RING-type E3 ubiquitin transferase C3H69. The record is from RefSeq and is a predicted model, not a curated record. Gene Ontology annotation, biological process: protein polyubiquitination. Lineage: Eukaryota; Viridiplantae; Streptophyta; Magnoliopsida; Lamiales; Lamiaceae. Gene Ontology annotation, molecular function: ubiquitin protein ligase activity; metal ion binding.
CUCUUGCGAGCCUUCUUUUCGUUAUAGUCAAGCAAGCAAUUUCGUGAGUCUCCCCUCGGAUUCUCACGAACGCCAUGUCUAAGGGGGUUCUCUGUAAAUUUUUUGCCCAUGGCGCAUGCUUGAAAGGGGAGCAUUGUGAGUUUGCGCAUGAUUGGAAGGCCCCAUCAAACAAUAUAUGUAGCUUCUAUCAGAAGGGGAUUUGCACGUAUGGCAGUCGAUGCAGAUAUGAACACGUUAAAGUAUGUCGUUCUUCAUCAGAUAGUCCUCUCCCCAUCGAGCUUCCUUACGGAGGUGCAGUCUCCACCGCAGCUUCCACACCUCCGCCCGUGUUAGGACAUGAUGACAUGCUAACCGAUGAUAAUCAUGUUAUAUGUUCUUUCUCCGGUGUUGGUGACUGCCCGCGAGGGGAGGACUGCCCCCACAUCCAUGGGGACCUAUGUCCGAUCUGUGACAAACGAUGCCUGCAUCCCUUUAGGCCUCAAGAGAGGGAAGAGCACAUGAAGUCGUGUGAGAAGAGGCGUAAACAUAUGGAGGCGCUAAGAUGCAGUCAAGAAAUAGAGUGUAGUGUGUGUCUUGAGGCUGUCCUCUCAAAGCCUACAUCCGCGGAAAGGAAAUUCGGGAUUCUGUCUGAGUGUGACCAUUCGUUCUGCAUUUCGUGUAUUAGAAACUGGCGUAGUAGCUCUUCGACUUCUGGGAUUCAUCUUAACUCUGCUGUGAGAGCCUGCCCUCUGUGUCGGAGGCUCUCGUACUUUGUCAUCCCCAGCGUCGUUUGGUACUCCUCGAGCGAGGAGAAACAAGAAAUCGUUCAGAGCUAUAAGACGAAACUGAGAUCUAUUGACUGCAAGCACUUUGACUUUGGGAAUGGAACAUGUCCAUUUGGGACAAGCUGCUUCUACAGGCAUGCAUUUCACGAUGGUCGUCUUGAGGAAGUUGUUGUACGCCAUGUUGGUGGUGAUGAUGGAGAUGCUGUCGUUGCCAAAGACAUAAGGAUACCCGACUUCCUUAACUUGCAGAUAAGAUGAUUAAACAAUUUUGAUUUCUACUAAUUCUUCCAGCAGGGAAUUCGGUGGGAUAGGAUACUCUUGCGUGCUAUUCAACUAACUUUUCGACAAUUUUCUUUGGCUAAAUACAGCUAUUAUUUCAGUUGAUGUGAGCACUGAUUCCAUGAUUUGAAGCCUGCCAUUCCUAAAUAUACAGAUAGUUCUGUUGGACUAUAUUGAAAAGUGAAAAUGUAAACAAUAUCAAGAGUGAGGUUUUUUGGUUUUUUGAGCUUUGUUCUGUCUGGAAAAAAAAAGGAAAAAAGAAAAAAAAAAAGUUGUUUUGAUGAUGCUAUACUUGAGAAAGUGGGCUUACCUGGGAUGGUUGUGCAUUGUAUUUUUCUAGUAGUUUUGAAACAUGUAUGUAUGUACCACCCAUUUUGGUAGCUCUUGUAAUAGCUUGUUUUUUUGAAACUGAUGUUGAAUUAUGCUGAUUUUGAGCAUUAGUAAUUAGCACAGCAGUUUAAAAUA